Molecule: messenger RNA, 3324 nt
Organism: Entelurus aequoreus (snake pipefish)
Lineage: Eukaryota; Metazoa; Chordata; Actinopteri; Syngnathiformes; Syngnathidae
Gene: casr
Product: calcium-sensing receptor
Exons: 6
Coding region: 1-2814 (937 amino acids)
Biological process (GO): intracellular calcium ion homeostasis; G protein-coupled receptor signaling pathway; detection of calcium ion
Cellular component (GO): membrane
Molecular function (GO): G protein-coupled receptor activity; calcium ion binding
Source: RefSeq, a predicted model, not a curated record
AUGUUAUUUGUUCUCUGCUAUCUGCUGCUCUUUGGCUCCACCUGUGUCGUUUCCACCUACGGGCCUCAUCAACGGGCGCAGAUGACAGGUGACAUCUUGCUAGGAGGCUUGUUCCCCAUUCACUUUGGGGUUGCAUCCAAAGACCAAGACCUGGCAGCGCGACCUGAGUCUACACAAUGUGUCAGGUUUAAUUUCCGUGGUUUCCGUUGGCUCCAGGCCAUGAUUUUUGCCAUCGACGAGGUCAACAACAGCAGCACUCUCCUGCCAAACAUCACCCUCGGCUACAGGAUUUUUGACACGUGCAACACGGUGUCAAAAGCGCUGGAAGCCACUCUCAGUUUUGUGGCGCAAAACAAGAUCGACUCCCUGAAUUUGGACGAGUUUUGCAACUGCACUGAUCACAUCCCGGCGACCAUCGCGGUCGUAGGAGCUGCCGGAUCCGCUGUGUCCACAGCAGUGGCCAACCUGCUGGGUCUGUUUUAUAUUCCUCAGAUCAGCUAUGCCUCAUCGAGUCGACUACUGAGUAACAAGAACCAAUAUAAGUCCUUCAUGAAAACCAUACCCUCAGAUGAGUACCAGGCCACAGCCAUGGCGGAUAUAAUCGAGCAUUUCGAAUGGAACUGGGUCAUCGCUGUGGCCUCAGAUGAUGACUAUGGUCGUCCCGGUAUAGAAAAGUUUGAGAAAGAGACAGAAGAGCGUGACAUCUGCAUUCAUCUCAAUGAACUCAUCUCUCAGUACAUGGAGGACCAGGAAAUCCAAGCUCUGGCUGACAGGAUCGAGAACUCUAGCGCCAAAGUCAUCGUUGUGUUUGCUAGCGGUCCAGAUAUAGAGCCUUUAAUCAAAGAGAUGGUCAGGAGAAACAUCACAGAUCGCACUUGGAUCGCCAGUGAAGCUUGGGCGAGCUCGUCUCUCAUCGCUAAACCUGAGUAUCUGGAUGUCGUGGUGGGGACUGUUGGCAUUGCUUUAAAGGCGGGACACAUACCUGAGUUUAAAGAGUUCCUGCAACAAGUACAACCCAAGAAAGUCAAUCACAAUGAAUUUGUCAGAGAGUUUUGGGAGGAGACUUUCAACUGUUACCUGAAAGACAGCCCCAGACUUCACGAAAACGACAAUGGCAGCACAAGUUUUAGGCCCUUGUGUACUGGUGAGGAGGAUAUCACGAGUGUAGAGACCCCAUACCUGGACUACACCCACCUUCGUAUCUCCUACAACGUGUACAGUGCCGUUUACUCCAUUGCACAGGCCCUGCAGGACAUCGUCACCUGCACACCUGGACGUGGUCUCUUUGCCAACAACUCCUGUGCAGAUAUAAAGAAAAUGGAAGCAUGGCAGGCACUGAAGCAACUAAGACAUCUCAACUACACCAAAAGUAUGGGCGGAAAGAGGCAUUUUGAUGAGAACUCGGCAAACUACACCAUAAUAAACUGGCACAGGUCUGCCGAGGAUGGUUCUGUGGUGUUUGAGGAGGUGGGAUACUACAAUAUGCACUCCAAGAGGGGAGCCAAGCUGGUCAUUGACAAGACAAAGAUACUGUGGAAUGGACACAGCUCUGAGGUGCCGUUCUCCAACUGCAGUGAGGACUGCGAUCCUGGCACCAGAAAGGGCAUCAUAGACAGUAUGCCCAUGUGCUGCUUUGAAUGCACCGAGUGCUCAGAUGGAGAGUACAGUAAUCACAAAGAUGCCAGCAUUUGCACCAAGUGUCCCAAUAACUCCUGGUCCAGCAGCAACCACACCUUCUGCUUCUUAAAGGAAAUCGAGUUCCUCUCCUGGACUGAACCCUUUGGGAUAGCGUUGACCAUAUGUGCGGUCCUGGGCGUCCUAUUGACCGCUUUUGUCAUGGGAGUGUUUGUCAAAUUCCGCAACACCCCCAUAGUGAAGGCCACAAACCGAGAGCUGUCCUACUUGCUGCUCUUCUCACUCAUUUGUUGCUUCUCCAGUUCGUUUAUCUUUAUCGGGGAGCCGCACGACUGGAUGUGCCGUCUGCGCCAACCGGCUUUCGGCAUCAGUUUUGUGCUGUGCAUUUCUUGCGUCCUUGUCAAAACCAACAGAGUGCUUUUGGUGUUCGAGGCCAAGAUUCCGACGAGUUUCCAUCGUAAAUGGUGGGGGUUGAACCUGCAGUUCCUCCUGGUUUUUCUCUUCACUUUUGUCCAGGUCAUGAUAUGUGUGGUGUGGCUUUACAAUGCCCCGCCUUCCAGCUACAUGAACCAUGACAUCGAUGAGAUCAUUUUCAUCACCUGCAACGAGGGCUCGGAGAUGGCUCUUGCGUUUCUUAUUGGCUACACAUGCCUGCUGGCGGCUGUCUGUUUCUUCUUUGCAUUCAAAUCCCGCAAACUUCCGGAAAACUUCACGGAAGCCAAGUUCAUCACUUUUAGCAUGCUCAUAUUCUUCAUCGUUUGGAUCUCUUUCAUCCCCGCCUACUUCAGCACUUACGGAAAGUUUGUUUCAGCCGUGGAAGUCAUCGCUAUCCUGGCGUCCAGUUUUGGCAUGCUGGCCUGUAUUUUCUCCAACAAGGUCUACAUCAUCCUCUUCAAGCCCUCCAGGAACACCAUUGAGGAAGUCAGGUGCAGCACAGCGGCCCACGCCUUCAAGGUGGCUGCCAAAGCCACGCUUAAACAUGACACGGUGUCUGGAAAUAAGUCUGGCAGCAUCGGGGGAUCAUCUGCCUCCUCCCCGUCGUCCUCCAUCAGCCUCAAGACAAACGGAGACGACAGCGAGACCACUACUAGGAGGCAAAAGCCGAGGGUGAGCUUUGGCAGCGGGACCGUCAUGUUGUCUUUGAGCUUUGAGGAGUCAAGGAGGAGUUCUUUGAUGUGAUAAUCUACCUUUUUACACAUUUUACUUUGGACUUUAUUUUGAAAUGUAAAGUAAACCACGUCAUUUACUCUAACAUACCAUACUUUCCAGGCUAUAGAGCGCACCAGGAUUCAAGCCACACCUACCAAACUUUAGAAGAAAUAAACAUUUUUGAAUAUAUUAGCCGCACCCGACCAUAAGAUUUUGUAAGUGUUUAUUUACAUAGCUUAAUUGUUUUCAAAUGGUGCCUGUCACAAGGCAAUAAAAUGUCUGAUCAAACAAAACAGAAGUCAUCACCAUGGACCCACUAGCUGCGGAAGUUACCUCUCCAAUCAGCUAAACAGACUCAGUAACUCCACGGUCACGUUUUGGUGAAUUUACAAAACUGAAACAAUACAAUAAGAACGCCAUUGUAAGUUAAAAGUUCCAACACAGACACUUGGAAACAUGUUAGCGUAUUCGCUAAUGCUAACGACGCAUUCACGACUUCAUUACAUUACGACAGCAUGUACAAAUAUACAUGAAAACGCU